This is a messenger RNA of Nothobranchius furzeri (turquoise killifish), 7609 nucleotides long. RefSeq names its product solute carrier family 22 member 13a (gene slc22a13a). Lineage: Eukaryota; Metazoa; Chordata; Actinopteri; Cyprinodontiformes; Nothobranchiidae. Gene Ontology annotation, molecular function: transmembrane transporter activity. The record is from RefSeq and is a predicted model, not a curated record. Gene Ontology annotation, biological process: transmembrane transport. Gene Ontology annotation, cellular component: membrane.
GGGUGGGUGAAUGCUUGUAACCUGCUGCAGGCUUCAACACCGGUUUGACAAGCCUGCCAUUCAAGCCGCUCUGCUGAUGUCACAACAGGUUUUCUUUUUAUCCAGCCGGAUCCAGAGCGACGCCGGUAACACAGACUGGAUCCUCAGGACUGCUCCAAACCUGAGCACAGAGGAGCAGCUGAACCUGACUCUGCAUGCCCCGGGAGGAGGAUGGGACCUUUAGCAGGUGCCAGAUGUUUGUCCCUGUGGACUGGGACAUCGCUACCAUCCGGGAGCACGGACUCAACGACACCACAGGGUGUCUGAAUGGAUGGGUGUACGUAACAUGCUGUAUGAGGCCACUAUAGUCACUGAUGUGAGUUUAGCAUGUCGUUUUCCUCCAUGACACCAGCGGUGCUGAUUUUUCUCACUGUUGUUUUGCAGUUUGGUCUCGUUUGUGAAAAGUCCAACAUGACUGCAGUAGCACAGACUGUUUUCAUGACGGGUUUAGUUGCUGGUUCAUUUAUCUUUGGACCGAUGGCUGACUUGUUAGUGCCUUCAACCCAAUCUAAUCAAAGAUACACCAGCUUGUUCCUGAUGCUUUAACCAUCCAUGUAACUGUCUCAUUGUCUAAACUUCAGGUAUGGUCGCAGGAGAACCACCCAGCUUCCAGUUGUCCUCCUGUUGAUAAUUAUCGCAGCUGCUGGGGUGUCUCCAAACAAUUCGCUGUAGGAGCUGCUCCGUUGUGUUGGGUAUGCCUUCUAAUCUUUUGUUACUGUACCUGUCUUUAGUUCUGCAUAAAAUGCUCAGAAUUGGCGGCUGAACUUUGUUUGCAGCUACAGAGUGGAUUGGAAUCACUAAACGGUCCUUCGCCUCCUGUAUGGGCCAGAUGUUUGGAGGUCUUGGACAAGUUGCCAAGUAGAUAUUACGGACCACUUACCAAUUUUUAUAAUUUAUGAUAAUUAUAGGAAUGAUAAUCCAGAUAAUAGUAUAAGGUACAGACGUAUACGAACAGUUAAUACAACUAACGCCUUGAAGAAGGAAUUGAUAAGACAGACAUGGGAGGAAGUGUACCAGCAAACUGAUGUUGACAAGGCUUAGGAGACCUUUGUAAGAAUAUUUAUUUCAUUGUAUGAUAAGAAUUGUCCCAUAACAAAAUUUAGUAGCUCAAAAAAAAAAUAAAAUAAAAAAAAAGGAUAAUCAACCAUGGAUGAUGAAGGGGAUAAAGUGUGCCUGCAAAAAGAAAAAUAAUUUGUACAGGUUGUUUAUAAAUAAAUAAAAACUCCAGAAGCUGAACAUAAAUAUGAAAUAUAUAAGAAUAAACUUACCAAUAUAAGAAUAUGUAAAAAGGUGUAGGCUAUUAUUAUAAAAGUUUGAAUAAUGCUAAGCAUGAUAUUAGAGAAGUGUGGAAAAUAUUAAAUCAUGUAGUUGACCAAAUUUAGGUAAUGAUAAAUUUCCAAAAUAUUUUGUUGAAAACGGAAUGUAAAACAUGAUCAUGGUGAUGUGGCUGGACCCCCUUGCUAGUGUCCAACACAAGCCAGCCCCCCAACCCAACUACAUGCAUUCACACAUUAAACAUGAUCAUUUCCCAUUUGUUUUGCAGACAUACAGAGUAACUUAUACUGUAUAGUGUGUUAUUGGGACAUAAAUGUAAUUUUUACAAAUAAAUUCUUAUACUUCUCAACCUCAGCUAAGACAAAAUUGUGGGGACGCCCAAUUUGGGAACCCCUACUGAAGUCGAUUCAUGAUGUGAUGAACGAGUUUCGGGGCAGAGAAGGAAAGCGUUUCCUUCCUAAAUAAAGAUGUUUGCGUCAUCUGUGACAAUUGGAAUCAUAGGAUGCCCAAGGAAGGUCCCGCCUUUCUCGCCUUUGAUUGGCUGGAAGGGCUCUCCUAUGAUUUUCUAUUUUAUUUAACAGCAAACCGUCUUCCCUUGCUGCAGGGCUUUUGAUCUUAAGGAGUUUUUAAAGAAAAUAGUGGUAUAAAAACCAUUCUGUUCUGUUUUACAACAUGCCAAUUUCAGUUUCUCUCUUAAAAGAACAUGAAAUCAUCAAAAAUGUACUUGUAAUAAGUCUUGCUGCGUUUAUCACACUGUUGAAUUUACUUAAUAAUAAUAAUAUUAAUUACUUAAUAAUAAUAUAUCUUUGUUGUUUCUUAAGCAUUGUGGUUAUCUUAUUGGGAAUACUAGGCAAGGCAAGCCAGCUUUAUCUAUAUGGCCUAUUUCAGACACACCGGCAAUUCAAUAUGCAAAAUAAUAACAUUAGGAAGGAGGAGGAGAAGAAAGACGAGAAGGAAAUGGAUUAAUAAAGUAUUUUUUUGUAGAAACACUUCUAAAUUUUACCAAACACCAUAUGGGACAUUUGCACCCUCUGCUGGCACAAAAUCAGAACAACACUCUGGAUUCCAACAGCAUUUAGAAAAGAUGGGAAGAUACCGUUGACAUAUAUACUGGACAAUUCGUGUCCAUAGGCUCCAAUUAAACGUUUUUGUGGCAAAAUGGGAGGUGGCCACCACCGCCAUUUUGACCGUGUCACAAGCCCAGACAAUUCCAUAAGGGGGAAAAGAGGUGGAGCUGAGGGUGGGGCUGUAAGGCUGGGAUCAAAUGACGACACCUGUCGAACUGAAGCGAUGUAGCUACAAGCUAACCCAAAGCUAACGCGGAGGUGGGAGCUAAGCUAACGGAGGUAGCUACCUAGUUACAACUGGAGUUAACUGUGCACAACACCAGAGCUUGAGUCAGAGAUACGCCGGGCUGACCGCUGGGUAAAAUUGUUUGGAACACAGAGGUCUCCUGAGAGCUCCACAAGCCGGCAGACCACGCAGCAGACAGGCGCCGCUGCGAUCAGAGAUGCGCCGAGCUGCCGCUGAGGGGAGUGGGCCAAACCGAUAGUCGAAACCCAGCUCCAACAGCAUGUCAAAUUUCAACCCAUUUUCAAAAUGGGUUCAUGUUUUUGUUCUUUUUUUACUGAGUAAAUAUUCUCUCUGAGACAGAUUCAUGUUGCAUUGCGAGGCGGUUCAGCAGAAACAUCUUCUGCAUGUGCCCUUGGACACAAGUCGGACUGCCAAGCCUGCAAACUUGAGCUAGUUAGAUUUCACUCUGAUAAAUGCUGACUCCUGGCACAUCGAUGAACUCCUGCUGCCGUGUUCUUUGUACUGGUUCUUCUCAAAAGCAGAGUUUGGCUGGAAACUUUAGACAGGGACAUAUUUACAAGAGGACAAUGGCUGCAAGACUCUGAUGGAUCAACUAGCGCAUGUUGUUUCUGAUUUGCUUAUAUAACUUGAAGUAGUUUUAUAAUGACUUACUGAGUGGUAGUACAAUGACCCAGAUGUUUGUAAUUAUUCUUAAAAUAGAACGUUCUUUCCCCUGGUCCCAUUAAGUCACAGAUUUGAAGAAAAGAACCUGCAAAAUUAGAGUCUGUAAGAAAUUAAAUCAAGAUGCCUUUCCUAGUUAAAAACGAGUCUUUACAGGUGCAGCUUUUCAAAACUCGUCACUGCAAAGUCCACAAUAUUAUCCAAUAGGUUUCAUGACUUCUGAAUGCAUUCAAUAACUUUUUAGCUUUAUAAAAGUAAAAAAAUAAAACAGCAGCAAUCUGGACUGCAGGGCAAAACAAACAUGGUAUAAUGGAGUGGUUGACCCAGAUGUGAUGAGUUUGGUUGAGUAAUCCCGGGAGCUACUGCUCUUUACACAACAUAAAACACCCAUUGUGAAGUGCCGUCUCAUCUUUCCUGAAGUGCAUCGUCAUGGGUUGAAACAUUAAUAGCUUUGUUUAAAGGUCACUCUGCAGCAACAUCUCUGAAAGGGAAAGUCUGCUUUCCAGACAUGGCUGAAUUUGGCAAAAUCCUGCAAAGUAUUGGAGAGUUUGGAUUAUUUCAGAAGACCAUCCUGUUUGCUCUUUCUUUUCCAAAUUUUGUUAUGCCUUUUCACUUUGCCAGUGUGUAUUUCACCCAGCCGGAUCCAGAGCGACGCUGUAACACAGACUGGAUCCUCAGGACUGCUCCAAACCUGAGCACAGAGGAGCAGCUGAACCUGACUCUGCCCCGGGAGGAGGAUGGGACCUUCAGCAGGUGCCAGAUGUUUGUCCCUGUGGACUGGGACAUCGCUACCAUCCGGGAGCACGGACUCAACGACACCACAGGGUGUCUGAAUGGAUGGGUGUACGGUAACAUGCUGUAUGAGGCCACUAUAGUCACUGAUUUUGAUCUAGUUUGUGAACAGGCUAGUUUGUUGGGCGUGGCACAAACAGUGCUGAUGGCCGGCAUCCUGGUCGGAUGUCUCUUACUUGGACCUUUUGCUGAAUCGUUUGGUCGUAAGCGCGCCGCUCAGAUCCCAGUGGUUGUGAUGGUUGUUUCUACUGUAGCUACUGGAUUAAGUCCCAUCUUCUACUUAUAUCUGGUGUCCCAGUUCAUGGUGGGCAUCGGCUACGGGGGAUAUCGACUUAACGGUGUCAUAUUAGCUACUGAAUGGAUCGGGCCGACUAAAAGAUCACUGGGAGCAUGUCUGACUCAGCUAUUCGCUGCUGUUGGACAGUCCGUUCUCGCUGGUGUGAUCUACUUCAUCAGAGACUGGAGACAGGCUCAGCUGAUCACUGCUGCUCCUCUAGCAGUGAUUACUAUAUACAUAUGGUUUAUUCCAGAGUCAGCCAGGUGGUUGUUAAGCAGAGGAAGAACCGAAGAGGCUAAACAGUUGAUCACUAAAGUGGCAAAUUUCAACAAACAAGCUGUUCCAAGGCCUCUGCUACAAAAGAUUGUUAUAAAAGAAACAGAAGAAAAGGGAGGUGUGAAACUUCUUAUUCGAUCAUCUGUGCUCAGAAAGUAUUUCCUUACCAUAAUUUUUGCUUGGUUCUCACUCAACGUUACCUAUUACUGUCUUUCACUGAAUGUGGGGAACUUUGGCCUGGAUGUUUUCCUGACUCAGGCCCUGUUUGGCCUGUCUGAACUACCAGCUCAUCUUCUGUGUAUUUGGCUGUUGGAGGCAGUGGGGAGAAAAGUCUCUCUGAUCUCAACCCUUCUGAUGGGCGGAUUCUCCUGCAUCUCCAUUCUAGCUGUUCCUCAAGGGAACGCCGUUGCUGUCACCUCAUUGGCCAUCGGAGGCAGAUUUUUCACUAACUGGGCAGGAUCCAUAUGCAGCGUUUAUGUUCAGGAGCUGUUUCCAACAUCUUUUCGGCAGACAGCUUCUGGUUUGAGCUCCAUUACAAGCCGAGCUGGUGGAUUAAUUUCCCCUCUUCUCAACAUGUUGGUUGUGUACCAUUGGUCCAUACCUGUCAUUGUCUUCAGCUGCCUCCCACUGAUCAGUGGAGUGCUCAGCUUCCUGCUUCCUGAAACCAAAAGGAGAGAGCUACCAGAUUCAAUGGAUGAGGCCGAGGGGUACAAGAAGGUCCUUCUGAAGCCUCUACAUGGAAUAAACACACCUCCACAAACCAGUUCCACGGAGUAGUAGCUUUUAUGUUUUAGUUAGAUUUAGUUUUAAUUUACUAAUUAGAUUAUUUUAUCAGAACAAGUAAAAGUGAUGCCUAGCAGUUCUUGCUGGAUCUCUUAAACAAUUAGAUAUUUGUGUCUUUCCUGUAUUUAUAAAACAUGAAUGCUUAGAAGUUAUCAGAACUGACACUCCAAAUGUCAUUAUUUUUAUUCUGAUGGUAAAAACAAAUAGAUUCAUGUAGCAAUUAAAUGUUAAACCUCCAAUGUAAACAUCCUCUUCAGUUUAGCCACUCACUUUAUUUAAAUUUUUUUAUAUAAUUUUUUUUACGAUAAAUCAACAAGACUUCAUUUUGAAACUCAAUUAGAAACAGCAGCAGAAAUGUGGUCAGAGGACUAAUACAUUCAUGCUCCCUAGUGGACAAAGAAGGUAAUGACAGAUUAUUUAACACAACUCAGCCUCAGAAAUGUUCUCAACACCUUUUAUAUUUGCUUGAUUUAAAAGACAAAAUAUAGGAUUUCAUCUUUAUAGAAAGCACAAGGAAUUUUCUGUUUUUUAUAUGAAAGUCAACAUUCCUAAAGUUGAUAAAUGCACUUGUUGUAGAUGCUGUUGAGGGGAAAAUGUAUUCAUAAAAAUAUCUAUUUUAUUUUCAAUACCUUCAGAAUCUUAAACUGGAAACUUCUCAGAUAAAACCAGGAUUAAAGAGGUAACACAAGUGACAAGCAAACAUGCUGGAAACAACAUCUUUUAUCACAAAACUGUUGUUGGGUGGUUGGAGGAGUUCCUCUGGGAAGAUGUGUCGGCACCUUUUUUUUUCACGUUUUUGAGGCUAAACUGUAAUUGAGUCCACUCCAUUGGCUGAGAAGAACACCUGACACACACACACACACACACACACAAACACACACGCACGCACGCACGCACGCACGCACACACACACACACACACACACACACACACACACACACACACACACACACACACACACUUGAUUGCAAAGAGGGCCUUUGCAAUUAAAUUCAUACAUUUGAAGACUGUUUUACGUCAGCGUAAACUUACGUCAUCAAGUAUGUCAGCAGAGGAAUUCCCUGUACAAUAAAUAUUGUCAGUUGUGUAAGUUUGUCGUUAUUUUUUGCAGUUUUAUUAGUUUAUUCUAAUAAUGGAAGCAAACUUGUGAGCUAUGUCGAUAACUUGCAUUUCCUAUUAUGAGACUUCAAAGACAUCUGUCAAAUACGUUUUACAUAUUGUGUUUAGAUGAUGACAACCAUGGUGAACUAGGUUGUGGGAAUGACAUUUGACAUGUAAAACCCUGUUUUUUCACUUGUUAAAUUUUAACUUCACAUAGGCUGUAGCAGCUCUUUAAUCCUUCCUGAUUACUUUGACAUGCCAAAGUUAAGGGUUUAUUUGCCCUUUAAAACCAAAGUAGUUCUUUUGUUUCUGAACUUACCGCCUUUCACUGAGCUACACACACACACACACACACACACACACACACACACACACACACACACACACACACACACACGUACAGGAUGUUAUGAGGUGUGUGUGAUGUGGCUGGGAAACAAGUGAACACGGUGAAAAGUUUUCCAUUGUUUUCUCUGGCGAUCACGUGUUGCACCCACAACACAGCAACGAUGUCCCGUGGUUGCGUAAUAUAACCGAUCAAAUGAAUAAUAGAUUAUUUUAAGCCACAAGAAUGAGACUGAGUGAGCUGUUGUCAGUAGCAACAAGCAACAAGUUAGAACUUAUAGCGCGUCGGUGUUGACAACACGAUAACGAGCCAUAUUCUAAGAGUCUGUGAAAGGCGCACCAACAUCAUUUAUGAUGUACGUGGAGGUGUCUAAAAGUAGAUGCUGGCCUUAUUAAGGGUUAAAGCCACUGUAGUUCUUUUUUUUCUCAAUUUGCAGACUUUCACUGAGUCACACACACACACACACACACACACACACACACACACACAGAGAGAGAGAGGAAGUUAUGUGGCUGUGCAGUUUAAAAGCUUUUUUUUUAAUUAUAAAUCUGUAAUCAUAGCAGAAAAAGUGUUUUGUUUUUUAAACAUUGUUUAGUUUUAUUACUGUACUCUCAGCUGAAUUGUACACAUAUGUAAUCUGUAGCCCAUAAAAUAUAAAGAGACGUCUCAAAGGUCAUCUUUAACCUCAUUCUUUUCUUCCAGAUGGAAAAGACCUGGUUAAAACAUUAAAACUAUGUUUUUGCUGA